AUGGACGAUCAGAGGAGCAAAGCAGGCAGCGUUCACAGUAAAGUCAGCAGCUACCAUGGCAGCCUUCACAGGUCUCGUGACGGCAGGUACACACCGUGCAGCUUCCGGGGUCUGGAUGAGCGUCUGACACACGGCAGCCUUCCCCGGCUCAACGACCAGUCCCGGCAGAGCAGCCUACACCGCCUGAACGACCAGUCCCGACACAGCAGCACCAGGGACCUGAGCAACCCGUCCACUCACAUCACUCACGGCACCAGCAUGAACAGGGUCAUCGAGGAGGACUGCACUAGUGCCUGAGGCCCUGCACACUGCAGCCAAGGGGCUCACUUUAACAGGGUACAGAGAAACCACAGACGUUUACAAAGCAUUGAGGAGUGGCCUUGUUGUGUAGCCGGACAAAGGGGUUAGAAACGGCCUGUGGGAACCAACCAAUGUCAGCAGCAGAGGGGAGGACGGGAGGUGGUGUUUCAGCUCUGCCCAGGGUGGCAGCGAGGUUUUGUUUUUAAUGUUAAAGAUCAGUCACAGUCUCUUUCCACACAAAAGGGAACGAAAAGAUGAGCUGACCUCAUGCCAUGUGAAGUUAGGUGUCAGUCCAGCACUGAGAGACCCGAUUACCUUCUGCUCCUCUGCACUGUUACUGAGUAACGUCCGGAUCAAGGUCUCUAACAUUUUAAACCCUCCACUUUUAUACUGUCACCUCGUCUGCGUGUUGGGCUCAAUUUCCGUCCAUGGGACCCUGCCUUCGGCCUCCGCUCUGAUAGACGUUACUCGCUGUGUUCACACACUGGCCACAACUCAUUG
This is a messenger RNA of Callorhinchus milii (elephant shark), 801 nucleotides long. RefSeq names its product frizzled-3-like. Lineage: Eukaryota; Metazoa; Chordata; Chondrichthyes; Chimaeriformes; Callorhinchidae. Bases 1 to 297 code for a protein of 98 amino acids. The record is from RefSeq and is a predicted model, not a curated record. The transcript is spliced from 2 exons.